CGCGGCCGCGGCGUCCAUCCUCUUGCAUAGCGAGCGGCGUAGCCGCGACAUCGCUCCCAAACUAACCGAUGCCACUCGUCGGCUGUCCCUGCCGCGGCCCGCCGCUGACGCUCGCCGGCCGGGGCCGCCGCCCGCUUCGGGCCCGAGCCAUCGCGCCCAAACGCGACGCCUCUUCUCCUCCUCCGCUCCUGACCCGGAGAGCCGUGUCCUCCGCCUCGCUGCUCCUCGCCGCCCUCCCCUUCCCCGCCUCGUCGCUGCAACUUCCCGUCGCCUCCGCGUCGGAGGCGGAGGCACAAGUAACUGGAGGCGGGGGAGGAGGAGGCACAGAGGAGCUGGAGCUGGAGCGGUACACCGACCAGGACCAGGGCUUCACCCUCCUCAAGCCCGCCUCUUGGCCCAAGGUGGAGAAGGCGGGCGCAACGGCGCUGUUCCAGCAGGAGGGGAAGGGGAAGGGGAGCAACAGUAUUGGGGUUGUCGUCAACCCUGUUCGGCUCUCGUCGCUGACGGAGUUCGGGACGCCGCAAUUCGUCGCGGAUAGGCUCCUGCAGGCAGAGAAGAAAAAGGAAAGCACCAAGUCGGCCGAGGUGAUUUCUGUGGGAGAGAGAUCAGGUCACGGUGGCUUGAAAGUGUAUGAAAUUGAGUACUCACUGGAUAGCACCAGGGGAGGGAUGAAGCGGAUCUUCUCGGCUGCAUUUGUUGCUACAAAAAAGCUCUAUCUGCUCAAUAUAGCCUACUCAGAUAGCCAGGAGAAGCCCUUGGACAGCCAGACUAGAACUGUUCUGGAACAAGUUCUCCACUCUUUUGAUUCAGUAUAGUUGUUUUUUUCUCACAAUAGAGAUCAGCCAUGUAAGAUGUUUGCCACACCAGCUGUACAGUUGAAGUGUUGCGAUGUCAACUGCUUGUUUCGUAUUAUUUCAUUUAUGAAAGAGCAAUAUUAUUCCUUUAUAAUCUGUAAUGCUACAUGUCCUGGAAUAUGAUCAUGUAGAUGGGGAUAAUACACAGAAUGGGAAGAGUUAAACAAAGAGAAGCCAAGUGACAUUAAGCUUCCAGAAGUUGUCCUUAAAUCCAUGCUUCUUUCAUUAUAAAUGCUGGUUCUGUUCUGACCCAGAUGAACUUAGCACAACUUAUAAAACAGCCAUGAUUAUAUGAAAAUAAGGAGCAAAUGAAACUUGUGCAAUCUGAAUUGCCUGCCUAAUCAAAGCAACUUCGGGAUUCACUCCUGUUCUCAUUUAAAAUCGUAUGGAUCUAGGACCGAAUUCUUUCUUCUGUUAUUUAUCAGAACUCUAUAGAUUCAUAAAGUCAUUGCAAGAUGAAC
This is a messenger RNA of Phragmites australis (common reed), 1315 nucleotides long. RefSeq names its product psbP domain-containing protein 2, chloroplastic-like. Gene Ontology annotation, molecular function: calcium ion binding. Gene Ontology annotation, biological process: photosynthesis. NCBI's taxonomy places the organism in Eukaryota, Viridiplantae, Streptophyta, Magnoliopsida, Poales, Poaceae. The record is from RefSeq and is a predicted model, not a curated record. The coding region runs from base 69 to 815 and encodes 248 amino acids. The transcript has 4 exons. Gene Ontology annotation, cellular component: photosystem II oxygen evolving complex; extrinsic component of membrane; photosystem II.